This is a messenger RNA of Saccharomyces paradoxus, 2814 nucleotides long. RefSeq names its product telomere-binding protein CDC13 (gene CDC13). The record is from RefSeq and is a predicted model, not a curated record. Gene Ontology annotation, cellular component: chromosome, telomeric region; nuclear telomere cap complex. NCBI's taxonomy places the organism in Eukaryota, Fungi, Ascomycota, Saccharomycetes, Saccharomycetales, Saccharomycetaceae. Bases 1 to 2814 code for a protein of 937 amino acids. The transcript has a single exon. Gene Ontology annotation, molecular function: G-rich strand telomeric DNA binding; telomerase inhibitor activity. Gene Ontology annotation, biological process: telomere capping; regulation of telomere maintenance via telomerase.
AUGGAUACUUUAGAAGAGCCUGAGUGUCCUCCACACAAAGAGCGUAUUUUUGUGAAGUCGAGUAAAGACUUUGAAGGUUAUCCCAGCAUAGCAAUAGUUCCUGUCCAGUUCGUAGCGCUUUUAACCUCAAUACACUUAACUGAAACAAAGUGUUUGCUAGGCUUUUCUAAUUUUGAGGGAAGAGAUGAUCAGGUGGAAGAAGACCAAUAUUUAAUCAAAGUGAAAUUCAAAGACAGGAGCUCGGAAAGGCUAGCGCGAAUGACUAUUUCCUUACUUUGUCAAUAUUUUGAGAUUGAAUUACCAGAUUUGGAUUCAGGCUCAGAUUCAUCCUCAACAGUAGUUUUGAGAGAUAUUCACCUCGAAAGACUAUGCUUUUCAAGUUGUAAAGCUUUAUAUGUGUCAAAACACGGGAACUACACUCUAUUUUUAGAGGAUAUCAAACCGUUGGAUUUGGUAAACGUAAUAAGAACUAUAUCUACAAAAUCUAAAAAAGGUAGCAGCGAGCAUUUAUUAUUGGAACCCACUUCAAAAUGCAAUUUGAAGAGGUCACUUGUUGAUAUUUUCAACAAUUUAAUCGAAAUGAAUAGAGAUGAAAAGAACAGUUUUAAAUUUGUGAAGUUGAUUCACUACGAUAUAGAACUAAAAAGAUUUAUUCAAGAACAACAAAACAUCUUAUCGCAGAAAUUGAAAGCCAAAGCAAUCAAUCCUUUCUUUGCUCCAAAUAGAUUAGGGAUACCUUACCUUGAAUCUCAAAACGAAUUUAAUUCGCAGCUUAUGACGCUUAAUGUAGAUGAACCGAUCACAGAAAUAGGCGACAAGGGAGACAACAUGCAUGACAGUGCAGAUCCCAUUGAGGAUUCUGAUUCUUCAACUACCUCUUCUACGGGGAAGUAUUUCAGCUCAAGAUCCUACAUCCAGUCGCAGACGCCUGAAAGGAAAACAAGCGUACCAAACAAUUGGCACGAUGAUGAUUCCGGAAGGAACAAGAAAAGAAAGCUUUCUUUUCAAGGCCCCAGCGCACCUUUAUCCCAGAAAGCAAUUAGUUAUGAGCGACUUUCGCUAGCUAAUGUAGGCUCAGUUGAGAGGUUGGAGGGAAAGUUUGUUGGGAUGUACCCAACUCAAUUCGCUAGUAUAAAUGAAUUCAAAUAUUGCACACUGAAACUGUACUAUACGCAUUUACCACUAUCAAAUAUCCCAGACAAGGUGUUGCUGCCGGGCACCAAUUGCAUUGAGAUCAUUAUCCCUACGAGAGAGCGUAUCUGUGAGCUCUUCGGUGUUUUAAACUGUCAAAGCAGCAAGAUAUCGGAUAUCCUACUACUGAAAACGCCGGGUCCAAUUUCCGUGGAAAUUGAAAGGAUUAUGUGGGACAAUGACGAGACCAUUAGUCCAGGUAUAGCCGUUUGGAGCUUGAAGAACAUCAGCACCGAUACCCAGGCGCAGGCGCCUGUGCAAUCGUUGCCGCCAACCAAUCCGCCUCGUACGAGGAUGCGCGAAAUGGCUAGGAAAGACCCUACCAUCGAGUUUUGUCAGUUGGAGCUCAACAAUUUUGAAACUAAAUACGUAACAAUGUUUGGCAUGCUAGUGUCUUGCUCGUUUGAUAAACCUUCUUUCAUAUCUUUUGUCUUUACCGAUUUUACUAAGAAUGAUAUCGUCCAAAACUACCUUUACGACAGAUAUCUAAUAGAUUACGAGAGCAAGUUGGAGCUGAACGAAGGCUUCAAGGCCAUCAUGUACAAAAACCAAUUUGAAACGUUCGACACUAAAAUCAGACAAAUAUUCAACAAGGGGCUAAGCGACUUACGCAAUGGCCGUGAUGAAAACCUUUCGCAAUACGGCAUAGUUUGUAAGAUGAAUAUAAAAGUGAAAAUUUACAACGGCAAACUGAAUGCUAUUGUGCGCGAAUGUGUACCGGUCCCUCAUUCCCAGGUAGGCAGCAUCGCUUCGCCCCCACAAUGCGAACAUCUAAGAUCGUUUUACAAGCGAGCAUUCAAGAGAAUCGGCGAAUCCGCAAUUUCACGCUACUACGAAGAGUACCGGAGGUUCUUCCCCAUACAAAGAAACAAUUCUCAUCUUGCAGAGCUGAAAUUCGCCCCAGUAACCGUAAAACAUGAGCGGGAACAGCUACGCGCUCCAACGGCUCCCACAGAAUACAUACCUGACCUGAAUGCAGACGUGUCGUCCUUCGAUGUCAAGUUCACAGAUAUCUUCUCGCUCCUGAAUUCCUUCGCCCGCUGCCCACAACAAACACACAAGAGCAACACACUAUACAAUUGCGAGGGUCGCAUCGUCGCCAUCGAGCACCACGCAUCAGGCCUUUGCUUCCAUAUCACGAAUGAGCUCCCACUUUCGCAAACCCGCAUCCCGGCCCCUCAGCGAGUGUUGCAACUACACAUCAUUACCUCCAAGAACUUUGCAUACUUUUUCAACCGCUCCGGCGCCUAUCUACAGCGUCAGCCUCUUGAAGAAAAAUAUGCGCAAUUGGCACAAUUUCUCGGCCAUUCAUUCAAGUUCAAUAUAACCUCCUCAUUGAAGUUCCUCCCUGGCACGACCAUGACACUGCAGAUCUGGUGUCCGAUCGAAUGCACGUUUCGGGAAUUGCAACAACAGCUGGCCCAUCUGAAGGUUGCAGCUGCUCCUGAUUCAGGGAGUCUUGGUUGUGCAAUUACCGCUACCGUCAAUCCUCUCCGACUUCUUGCCGCGCAAAAUGGCGUCACCGUGAAAAGGGAGGAGGAUAAUGACGAUGACGCCGGAGCCGUUUCCGCCUCGUUAGACAUGAUGGGCGCAGCCAAAUGCGGCGGUGCCAAAUUACAGUGA